AGCUCAAACAUAUUUUUGGAUCCAUUCUUUUUUGAGACACUAGUUGAAGAUUCAAUCUGGCCCAAAAAGAAAUGUGUACAGUAGCGCAACAGUUGGGGUCCGUUUCGUCCGUCGAACUCACCUCACGCUGAGAUGCCGCGCGUGCGCCGUCCUGGGCUUCUUUUUCUUUUCUCCCGUCUCCUCCGCUCAGUUGUUGUACAUCCGUAAAUUGUUAUUACCUCACACCCGCGCAUUUUUUACGAGCCAAAAAAAGGAAAAAAAACAAAAAAACUCCCGAAAAAAAAGAAAAUCUUAACUUUUAUAUCUUUCUUUUUGAUCUGGCGAACAAAACUGUUGGAAAUCUUUCCACAAUUUCACCUUGUGUGACUUGACUAAAAAACAAAAAAUUACAACAGAAAUCUUUUUUUCUUUUUUCUUCUUUUGGUGGUGGUGGCUCGGAGCGUCGUCAUGGCCUCCUACCAAGAAGAAAAAUAAAAAAGAACUUGGUGGAUUUUUUUUUUCUGUGUGUUGUUGAGUGCCGCCCCAUCUUCAUUAUUCAACGGACAACAAACGCCGUGGUGGUGGUGGUGGUUGUCUUCGGCUUUUGUUUGUACGAGAAGAAAUAACUCUUUUUUCUUCUUCUUCUUUGGGUGGAAACAAAAAAAUUUUUGGGAGAAAAUCGGGGGACUUUUCUUCUUCUUCUUCUUCUUCGUGAUGUCGUUUUGUAUAAAUUUUUUUUUACAGCCGAAAAUUGUGUUGUUCUUGCGGUGGUGGCCAUUUUCUUUUCUUUUUUCUUUUACGACACGACCAAACGGCCGGCGACCACCAUAAAAGACACCACCACUUCACGAGGAAACACAACAAACAUCUUUUUCGUUUUUUCUCUCUCUCUCCUCUCCGGUUGACACACGUUGAGAAAGAUCCUCCCAAUCUUUGUCACCUCUCGGCGUGAGUAAUUUUCUUAUUUUUCGUGCGUGUAAGAUCCCCAAAAAAUAAAACAAAACAAAUCUUUUCCUUUUUUUUUCUGAUCACAAAAGUUCGCAGCUCGUGGGAAAAAUAGUGAAAAGUCAUCGGUUUCUUUUUUUCUAGGUUCCCAAAUUUUGAUUGGUAAAAAAAAAAGGGCGGUCAAGAUCGUGUUACAAAGCCGUUUUUUUAUUUUCUAGAAAUACAAAAAAAUCAGUUUAUCUAUUUUCAUUUUUCGAAAGAAAUAAAGAAGAAAAGAAAAGAGGUUGAAGAAGAAGAAGAUUCCGAUCGGGAUAAAGUUGUUGUCGAGACAAGGCAAAUAAUACUACAAGACGUAACUCACUCUCGAAGUCUCGAUUCGAAUGCCAGCCCCAAAAAAGUAGUGAUAACAUCUUUUGGCGGCGUCGCAAUUCCAUGCAACAAUAACACGCGCUCAACACGCUCUUUGUUAUCGCUUUUUUCUUUUACCCUUUGAUAAUUUCUACUUGUCGGAAUUUUUUUUUCAGCUUGGACGACAUUUUUAUCUCGUCCAAACUGUGGCGGCAAAUUUAAAUGUCGUGAAAUUGAGCAACUAGUUGAUUAAUGAGAAUUUACUUGAACUCGAUUAAAGGACGAAUGUAACUUGUUAAUAUACAGUGCCUUAGAGUUAGUAGGGGUGUCCCUUUUUUUCUUUUGUGUUUUAAAAAAAUAAUAGUUUUAUGGGGUCUCGUAACAUAAAACUAAGCAGAUGAUGAUGACAUUCAGUUCCGGUCGGGACGGACUUUCACUUAUUCCUUGUUUCUUAUUCUUAUUUGUUUCUUCUCGGAGGCCUGUUUGGUUUUAUAUUAGGCCGACCGGUGGUGAGUUGUAGUAUACCUGGUGGUGUGUAUGUGCAUAGGGUGGGGUGGUGGUGGGGGGAGAGAACAUGUUACCCCUUUUUUUGUUGUUCGUGAGCAAUGGCUUCCUUAUGGGAGGAAGGAAGGGGAACGAGUGAGUUAGGCGGAGCCUAUAUAGGAGAAAGGAAAAAAAAUAGAAUUUGAAUGGAGUGGCCUAUUCUUUUCUUCUUCUAAAGGGGAAAUAGAAAAGAGGAAAGGAUAGGACCAACCAGAAAAGAAAAAAAAAAGAAAAUUUUUUAUUUUCCAAACGGGAAGGAUGGGUAUCUAUCAUCGUGUGUGAGUGAGUGUGUCGCUCAGAGCGGGCCAGUAUAUGGCCGCCUGGGCCGCCGACACGACGUGUGCUGAUUAGCAAAAAAAAAGAAAAAGAAAAAAGUUGAUCGGAAAAUUGAAAAAGUUUAGUGCGUUUGAAAUUUCGCGCGUAAUAUUUUUGACGGUGCGUUUUACAGUGCGGGAUGGACGCUUCGAGUGCGCGCGCCGUCCGGUGAUUGUCUUAUUUCGAUUUCCAGUCAAACAAAAUGAUUGCCAUGAUUUCCAGUUUUUGUUAUCUGACUCGGCGUCGGGACGCCAAAUUUGUGAAUAUUUGAGCGACCUCAAUUCAAACUCAUUUUUUUGCCGCCAUUCCAAUAAAAAACAAUCGAAUCCGGUUCUGCAGGGAAAACCAUUUGAAUUUGAAAAAGAAAAAAAGAUUCGGGGCACGCGCAGAGCGAAGAAGAGGCCAACACUUGUCCGACGCAGCUUUUUCCGCGCAGCCUCAAAAGAGUUUCGUCCGCCUCUCUCUCCCCCCCUCCUCCUCCCCCACAAGCAGUAUAGAGAGAGAGGCCGUUUAUGUGUGAUCCCACCCACCUUACCACCCUCUCGGUGUACUCUGUACCAGUUUUAUCUGUACCUACUCGUAGUUGAACGACGCCUCGACGUCGCCGCCGUCGUCGUCGUCGUCGUGUCCGUACAGCACUCCCCCACUCCUUGCUGUGCGCUAACCCAGGGCCAGCUUUUUAGUAAAUAACCUGGACGCCGGUCGUCGGAGGCCCACACACUUGCCAAAACCUCCGGCUCGAACUGAAGUCUCUUUGGCACCUUAGGGGGGUACGACACACACGAGAGAGAAAUAACCGAAAUUUCUCCCAAACGGCCUAAGAGAUUUCUCCCUUAGCAAAGUGUCAAACACACUAAAGUCCAGUUCAGUCCAGGCCACUGCCGUACUAACGUCAAAACCAAACAAUUGUCACUGGACAAUUUGUUUUGAUUUUGCUAGCGGUUGGGUUUUAGGCCUAAAAAAGUUUUGAUCCAUUUUCCCAUGUCCAGUUGAGAGACCAAAAGUGACUCACAAAGUCCAGGCGACUUGGAAGAAGAAGAAGAAGAAAGUGACGUAACAUUUUUCGUAAAUUUGCCGACGGGCAAAUCGGUCCGCCGUGUCCGCACAACAACGUCGAAGAAAUUUCUGGUCCCCGAGUGUUGAGUCCUGAGAUUCGAUCGGUUGAAAACAUUUUUUUUAAAUUGCCGUCGGUCGGCGUCGUUUGAUUGGCGUCGUGUUUGUGCGAGUUGCUUUUUGGCGGUUGGGUUUGUUGCGCUGGCCAGUAGUAGCAUUCUGGAGGUGUUGGCAUCUAACCUGCAGCCCCUGAGCCACGCCACGGACGGCCUAGACGAUUUCCAGCUGGCUGUCGGCUUGCUGGCCUAUCAGUUGGCUUGUGCCGGCCCGGCCGAGGCCGGUCCCGGACCACCAUCCACAGCGCAGACGGCCGCUGCAGCCGCCGUCACAGUCACUAGCGGCUCGGCGUCGGGCAAUCAGCCACCGGCCGUCCAAUCGCUCCCGCUCGGCGCUCUGUCGGCCGGUCCUCAUCAGCACCACUCGUCUUCUCUCCACCAUCACCACCACAGCCACCACGGUCACGGUCACGGCCACCACCACCACGUCUCUCUGUCGCAUCCGCUGAGUCUCUCGGUCGGCCACCACGGCAGCGUCGUGAGCAGCGGCAGCAGUAGCAGUUCCAGCAGCAGUAGCAGUUCCAGCAGUUCCAGUAGCAGUUCCAGCUCGAGCAGCAGCAUGGCAGAAGUCAGCGUCAGGCCGGCUCCUCCUCCUCCGCCAGCGGGACCACCAUCGGUCACGCCGACCCAGCAGCUGCAACAACCUCAACAACAACAGCAACAGCAACAACAACAGCAAUUGCAACAGCAAUUGCAGCAGACGGUCAGCAACGCCAUCGCCACGGCACACAAAAUGAACAUUGGCAGCGGCGGUUUGAGCGGCCUGGCCGGCCACUUGGCCGGCCUGGGCAGCAUCAACAACGGCACGGGCGACAUCAUCGACAUUUGGCCUUCGUCUUCGCCCAGCUCCCUCCAGCAACAACAGCAACAGCAACAACAACAACAACCCAAUUCGGCCACCGCAACGGCGGCGGCUCUCAAUUUGCUCUCGACGUCGACGGCCUCAACGCGGACGACGUCCUCCGUCACUCACGAUCCAUCCAUGAUGGAGAAACUCGUCCAAGAUCUUCAGUCGAAAUUACCACCGCGCAGUUUCCCUUUCUUUGACGACCGCUGGAAGAUGGAGCAACUCUGGAAGAUUUUCAUGGCGAAAUCGGCGAUGCAGAUGCACGCCCGCGACGCCCACCGGAGCGAAACGAAGCCGCACCAGUGCCAGCAGUGUCUCAAGUCGUUUUCGUCCAACCACCAGCUGGUCCAGCACAUCCGCGUCCACACGGGCGAAAAACCCUACCGCUGCUCCUACUGCGACCGACGCUUCAAGCAGCUCAGCCACGUCCAGCAGCACACCCGCCUCCACACAGGUGAACGACCGUAUCGUUGUCAUGUGCCGGAAUGCGGACGAGCCUUUAUCCAGCUGUCGAAUUUGCAGCAGCACCUCCGCAAUCACGACGCCCAGCUGGAACGUGCCAAGAACCGGCCGUUUCAGUGCGCCAUCUGCGGCAAAGGAUUCGCCACCGAGUCCUCACUCCGCACCCACACGGCCAAGUCGAAAAAAAAUCCUUGCGGUUCCAAUAAUUCUCCGCUGGACCAACACGCGGCCCUGAUUGGCGGACCCAACACGACCUGCUGUUCCUUGUGUCACAAGCUCUUCCUCGGCAACGAGGCACUCAUGGAACACAUGAAGCACGUCCACAAAGACGUCGUCGCCGCCGCUUCGGCCGGAACGUCCUCCAUGACCGGCGAAGGAUCGGGUGCGACUAGCGAAAGUUCGGCGGGAUCUUCUCUGCUGAUGCCGCACCAGCACAGUCUCCUUCCAUCGCUGGCCCAUCACGUCCAGCAGCAGCAGCAACAACAGCAGUCGGCGGCGGCUGCGGCGUCUGUAUCGUCGCUCCUGGCCUCGCAACAACACCAACACCAGCAACAACAAUCGAACGCACAGCAGCAACAGCAGCAGAUCAGCAGCAACAACAGUUUAGCGUCGUCGCUGAGCGGCCUGGGCGUCGCCUCGGACGUCAUCAACGGACUGGGUAGUCUGACGGGCGGCGUUGGCGGCGGCUGGGCCGUUUCGGCGCCUCCGCCGAGCGCCGUCAAGCGCCGGGCGCCGACCCACGCUUGUCCAGUCUGCGGCAAGCACUACGUCAACGAGGGCAGCUUGCGCAAACAUCUGGCCGCUCACCCGGAGACGGCCCACAUCACCUCUGCCCUGCGCAUGUGGCCGUGCUCCAUCUGCCCGGCCGUUUUCCCACACGAAACCGGUUUACUCACUCACAUGGAACAAAUGCGGAUGGAACCCAAACAUCAAUUUGCCGCCCAGUACAUGCUGUCCAGGGCGGCGGCCGAGCGGCGAUUCCGCGAUCGCGGAGACUCGCCGGGUCCGGGACCCUCGGCCGGUGGUCCCACCAGUCAUCACUCUGACGCCGAUUCCGGACACGGACCCGGAGGGGCCAUUGAAACGGCGUCGGCGGGACCUGGGGCCAGUCCGGCCACUGCGGCCGCUGUGGCGGCAGCAGCAGCUCCUAGUCCCGCAACGGCACCGCCUUCCUCUCACGGCGGAGUCAUGAACAACAACAACAACCGACUGACGAGUCCCAGCAGCUCGUUGGGGCGGACGGGCACGGGAUCGGCCAUGGGUUUGGGUUCGCAGUCUGUGGGUUUCGGACAGGGAGCGGCCAUGACGGUCCAGCAACUCAACGACGCCAUGCAGCAGCAGCAACAAGGAGCCAACGGCAACAACGGCCCGGUCGACAUGGAACAGGACGACUCUUCCAGUGCGGCGCUGACGGCCGAAGAGGCGGCCGUGGCCCGUCGCCUCCAAGCGGCCGGAGUGGAAGCCGUUUUGAGAUUGGCCGCCGCUUCGGCGUCGGGCGCCCACGGCCACGGCGGUGGCAUCCACCACUCGUCGUCCUCUGUCGGCUACACGGACUCGCGGCUGGAACAGGCCAUCCGGCUGCACCAAGCCCUGGGUUUCGCCCUGCCCGGCCAGCCGCACCCCGCCCUUCACCUCCACCAGCAGCAGAUUCAGUUCCAGCAGCAGCAACAACAGCAACAGCAGCAGCAACAACAGCAGCAGCAGCAACAACAACACCACCAACAGCAGCAGCACCACCAGCAGCAGAGUCUGCAGCAACAGCAGCAACAACAGUCGCAACACCACCUGGUCGGCCAGCACCUCUCGUCGCAGGCCGCCUACCACCAGCACCAGCAGGCCAGCCAACAUCACUUGCAACAGCAGCAACAACACCAACAAACUCCGCAUUGACACUCUGGUCAAAUGGCGGGCUAGUAGGUAGAGAUCGGAUGAUGAUGAUGGAUGGACAAAGCCUUGAAAUUUAACCCAAUUAUAUAUAACCACACACACACACACGUUAAUACGUAAAUUCACGGCCUCUUUAUAUCAGAGAGAACGGGGUGAAAAGUGAAGAUUGGCCUACGCCCGUCAUUAUAGAAUGUUGAGGCCUCAACGAUUCAACCCAUUGAGGAUUCGAUGAAAUUCCUAUCAUGUAUCAUAGACUAUUAUAUAACCAAUUGAUCGGCGUGUUGUAUGACAACUGACGGAAGCACAAAAUUCAGAAAAAAGAAAAGAGGAAAAAGAGUCUCGCGCGUCAAAUUAUCUCCAAGUUGCUGUUUUUAUUCAAAUUGUUGUGUUCGUUUUGAUGAUUUUCCUUUUUACAACCAAAAAAGUAAAAGAAAAUCAAAUAACUCAAAACCCAAUCCUGCACGGUUCAAUGUCCCUGUGUGUCGAGUGUCGUUUUUAUCUUUCUUUCUAAAGAAAACAAAAUGGGGUAUUUAAAAAAAAAAACUAAAUUUUUAAUGAAAUAAGAGAUGAUGAUAAUUUUGAAAAAUUUUUGUUUCGCGGUAAAACUCUCACGUUCGUCGCGCCUUGACUCAAAGUGUCUCUCAUCCCCGACUGUUUUUCCUCCGUUCGUUUGUGUCUAUGUGUGUGUGUGUGUUAUCACCAAUCAAUUCCCGCGUGUGCUCUCUGCUGUGUCGAGUGUUUGUGUUUGGAGCGUCGGCGAGAAAGAGAGAGAGAGAGAGCUGAAAUAGCGGAUGAAAUCCACGCUCUCUUCUUGUUUCUUUGCUCUCCGCAAAUCAAAUAAAGCAAAUGAGAGUUAGAAGAACAAAUUGUCGAGAACAAGAACGUGUCUGCGACCACAUCCAGCAGCUCUUUUAUAUACGUGUGUGUGUUUGUUUCUCAGUCGGUCGGUUAUUUUCACAUUUCUUUUUCUCAGAAAAAUCGAAAACGAAUCGCCGAGCGCUGUGGUUUUCAAAAACAAUGUUAUGUUUUAUUAUAUAACUAAAUACUUGUACCUACCGGGGGCUAUCCGAUCAUGUCAUUUUCUGGGGUCAAUCUCAGUCUCUCUCACUCUUAACUGUCUCGUCUCUUUCUCUCUUAUUGCGUCAUCUACAGUUAUUAUGUAUAUUAAUUACCAUGCGGCGUUAUAGUUAAGGAUUUUUCUUUUUUUCAUCUCGGACGAUCCCAACGGUUUCAAUCUUCUCUCCCCCACGACAAAAACCGGUUUUUUUUUUUCCAACAAGGGGAAAUUUCUCUCUCGACUCAAAAAAUAACAAAUCUAAAAAUUUCGGCUCACUAAUGGGACAUCCAAUCCAUCAGGCAAAAAUGUUGACAACCAAUGCGUAAAGACGGGUCUCUUUUGUUUUGUUUCUAGCUCCUUUGUAGUAGAACCAAACACAAAACUUCUUGUUCAUUGAUUAUUUAUUUUUUUGCCUACAGAGUAGUACAGAGACGUUUUUUUUUUUAAACUUGUUGACGAGCGGAAGGAAGAGAUAUAAGUCGUGUUCUGUUAUUAUUAUUAUUAUUAUGAACUACUAUUAUGAAUUUUCUGAUUUCUUUUUAUAUGAACAGUAUAUAAUAUCGAAUAAGUCUUUCUCUCCUGCCCACACACACACACACACACACACACACAUAAUAACAGUCUGUUAAUUUUGGUUAAAAUCCUACCCCGAUACCGAUCCAGAUAUUAUCAAGCCGUGAAGAGAUCGUGCUCCCUCCUCCGGCACCUUUUUUUUCCCGUUUAAUUUCAAUUUUUCGCCGCCCAAUCUUUUUUUAUUCAUCCGAGACAAUCAUGGAAGUCGAGGAUUUGUUAACACAGACACAACAGAAACCAUUUCGGAUUUUGAAAAAAAGAAAAAUUCCUCCCGGUGACGCUUUUAUAACUCUCGGAAUCAUUUUCUUUUUUAGAGCGGAUCUCAAAUUUCCUUUUUUUAAAAUAUAACGCCCAAUUAUUUUUACGUUUUUUUUUUUUUUCAAGUCUCCCGGUAAAGUUCUACGUACACAUCUAUAUAUAUAAUACCCAGGCCAAAAAAGAAAAAAGAAAAAAAAAGAAAUCAAUAUGUAAAAUACUUGGAUUUAAAGCUUUUCUCAUACGUCAUUCGUUCGGAUAUGACGGCUCUAUCUCUCUCUUACUCGCAUUUUCGUCGUAUAUAAUAUAAUACUAUACUGUAAAAUUCAAAAAUACUCCUCCCUCGCCCCCUUUUUCACUCAAAAAUAUUGUGUAUGUCUUCAUGUUUGAUGAUACAAAAAUUGAUUUUAUAUUUCACCACCCAUCCAAUCCGGUGAUUGAUGGCUACCCAAAAAUACGUCGCGCGUGCGCCAUUGAUUUCUGAAAAGUCUAAAAUGCGAUUCUCUUUUUUUUUCUCUCUUUCUCCCCCUGGACUCUCUCUCAAAUGUUUGACAACAACAACAAAAAAAGACACACAAUUCGUGCGAGCUUGAAGCUGGAUCUCGAUGGUGUAACUGAGUGAUUGUGUAUGUAAAUGACGUGCUAAAAAGCAAACUAAAGCCGAGACAAAAACUUAAAAAAAAACAAAAAAACAAAAAAAUUAAACAAAAAUGUCGGUCCCGUUAUUAUAAAUAUACAAAAACAGAAAAGCCUGUUGCCAUGCUCUUGGAAGGAGACAAAAAACCAAUGUUCACACACACAUUUUUCAUUGGGAAAAUGGAAAA
Messenger RNA from Daphnia pulicaria, 9204 nucleotides. Its product is annotated as zinc finger protein rotund-like. Gene Ontology annotation, molecular function: RNA polymerase II cis-regulatory region sequence-specific DNA binding; histone deacetylase binding; DNA-binding transcription factor activity. Lineage: Eukaryota; Metazoa; Arthropoda; Branchiopoda; Diplostraca; Daphniidae. The transcript is spliced from 8 exons. The record is from RefSeq and is a predicted model, not a curated record. The coding region runs from base 3859 to 6498 and encodes 879 amino acids. Gene Ontology annotation, biological process: cell fate commitment; regulation of transcription by RNA polymerase II. Gene Ontology annotation, cellular component: nucleus; cytoplasm.